Molecule: messenger RNA, 1272 nt
Organism: Pseudocercospora fijiensis CIRAD86
Lineage: Eukaryota; Fungi; Ascomycota; Dothideomycetes; Mycosphaerellales; Mycosphaerellaceae
Exons: 7
Coding region: 93-1085 (330 amino acids)
Biological process (GO): signal transduction; inositol metabolic process; phosphatidylinositol phosphate biosynthetic process
Molecular function (GO): inositol monophosphate 1-phosphatase activity
Source: RefSeq, a predicted model, not a curated record
GAUUGACCUCACCUCUAUUCCUGCCACAAAUACCUUCCUUUUUGCUUGGUCUACACCGCUUCUUGAGGCCAAUCAAGACUCUCCCCCGCAUCAUGGCCGCUAGCACUGCUUUCGAUGGCGUUGACUUGGACGAAAUCUACGCUUUCACGGUUCAGCUGGCCAAAGAGGCUGGCCAGAUACUCCUAGAUGCAGUGGGAAGAAGCGGUCAACCACAGUCCACAGAGAAGGAAUCUGCCGUCGACAUCGUGACGCAGACUGAUGAAGAUGUUGAGGCCUUCAUACGUACCAAAGUAGCAGAUCGCUUCCCAACACAUACAUUCAUCGGCGAGGAGACCUAUAGCAAAGGAGCAUCAAGAGAAUUCCUAAUCCCCGACAAAGGCCCUAGUUGGUGUGUUGAUCCUCUCGAUGGUACGGUCAAUUUCACGCAUCGCGCGCCCUUUUACUGCGUCUCAAUAGCGUUUCUCUGGAACGGCAACCCGGUAGUGGGUGCUGUCAACGCACCAUUCCUUCGGCAAUUGUUUACUGCAUGUCAAGGCAAAGGAGCGUGGCUGAACGAGACAACUCAGCUACCUCUUGACCGCAAUCCUACACCCCCGAUGCCGGCCGCCGCACCGAAAGGCUGCGUCUUCUCUUGCGAAUGGGGCAAAGACCGACGAGACAUCAAAGACGGUAACAUGCACAGGAAAGUGAACAGCUUCAUGAACUUAGCGGCCGAACUCGGUGGGCGCGAUGGGCUCGGAGGCAUGGUGCACGGCGUACGGAGCUUGGGCUCUGCAACGCUCGACCUAUGCUACAUAGCCACGGGAGGCUUCGAUAUCUGGUGGGAAGGGGGCUGUUGGGAGUGGGAUGUUGCCGCAGGAUUCUGUCUGGUCAAGGAAGCAGGCGGCCUCAUCACAACUGCAAACCCUCCUUCAAAUCCGGAAACUACUUCGAUCCCUGACGCACAUCUCGGUAGCCGCCUGUACCUUGCGAUUCGGCCGGCUGGAGAUUCCGAUACGGAGAGCGGACGUCAAAGUCAAGAACGGACUGUGCGUGAGGUGUGGCGCCGCGUGCAGACGUUGGACUAUUCACGGCCAGGCAUAUGAUCCAGCAUUACUUGGUCCAAGCAAUGACGGAACUUGACACAACUGGGGAAGGUGUUUACAUAAAAACGAUACUUCUGCCGGCCACCUGAAUAAGCCUGCUGAGGACUUUGUACAUACAUCUCGUGCUGUGAGGCCGGUUUCUGAUGAAAGUCAAGGAUUUGGCUUGAAAAGACGCCGUUACUAGUCC